GUUGGUGCGGGUCUCCCUGGCCCAGGGCAGCAGCCGUACGCGUUGCCCCGAGCUAGAGAAGUGAGGUGGCACUCGCGCCCUGGGGGGAGCGGUGCCAGGGCAGGAAGCCGAGGAGCGGAACUGUGGUGGUGAAGGGCGCCUUCGGCAUGGCCGCUGCCGGGAACAUGUAGCUCCGGGGGGUGAGAGUUGAGUCUGCAGCUGCCCGGUGAGCAGGAUGGGGGAAAGGCUCCUGGUCUGGACCUGGAUUCUCCUCCCAGGAUGCUGGGCUCUGCAGGGCCCCAGGGAGGUGAGCGGCUUCCUGGGGGGCUCUGUGAAGGUACCCUGCGAGUACGAGCCGGAGCUUGUGAACGCCAGUAAGUACUGGUGCAGGGGCAUCAGCUGGUUGUCCUGCUCCAUCCUCGUUCAGACCACGGCCCCCAGGGUUGAGGUGCAGAGGGACAGGGUGUCCCUGCGAGAUGACCCCACUCGGCGCAUGUUUGUGGUAACCAUGGAGAACCUGAGAAUGGAGGAUGGGGAUCAGUACUGGUGCGGGAUCCAGGUAGCCUGGUAUGACCCCAUGGUCCUCGUCAAGGUGUCUGUUCUCCCAGUGCCCAAUACAACACACUAUGACCUCCACAUGACACAGAGGGAAGAGGCCACAUCUGCUCCCACCUUCCCAUGGACUCCCCUGGAGCUGGAAAACACCACGGCCACACUGAAAGCCAGAAAUCUGCAGGCUAGCACCCCAACCCUGCUCGUCAUGAUCCUGACACCCUCCACUGUGCUGGUGCUGCUUUUGGGCAUCAUCAUCCACUGCAGGAUGAGAAGAUCAUUGCUGCAGAGGAGCGGAGCAGCCCGGGCUGUGGGGUGGAAGAGGGACAAGGACCUCCAGGUACUGCAGGUGGGAGGGCAGUGA
Phalacrocorax carbo (great cormorant) is the source of this 895-nucleotide messenger RNA. NCBI's taxonomy places the organism in Eukaryota, Metazoa, Chordata, Aves, Suliformes, Phalacrocoracidae. The record is from RefSeq and is a predicted model, not a curated record.